AUGGAGUGGGAAGAAGGGAUAUAUAUAUACGGGAAUUGGCUCCACCAACAACUUUGUGCAACACCAACGAUGCUAUCCGCUUCACAGCUAUCCAAGAGAACUCUUCGCAUGGCCAAGAGGGGUAGAGUUCUCCAUAGAGGAUAUUCUCAAAACACGACUCCUCCACCUAGCAUCAAGACUCAUUUUUCUCAAGAAGAGCCAAAGAAACCGUUCUCAGUUGCCGGUUUCCUCUUCAAAGUUUCCCUUUUAACUGCCGCAGUUUAUGGUACAGCUGCCACAGCGGCAUUGAUCUAUGAACCUUUACAAGAUCCUUAUUUGGAAUAUUUCCCCUACGGUGAGGAAGUGAUGGAUAAAAUCGACUAUACUUGGAAACAUAGAAAGGAGAUUAUGCAAUUUGAUUAUAAGAAAUACUAUAACACUAAACAUGAUGAGUUUGCCACUUCCUUCAACAAAACUGCUGAAAAGUUAGGAAUCGACGAGUAUGUUGGUAUUCCUCACAAUGGAGUUGGCGCUUCAUCACUCUCGGCCCAAGAGGAAUUGAAAUCAAAGGAACAAGAGAAGAAGGACAAGUUCCUCGUCCUCUCUAACUCAGAUCUUCCUCCAAAGGAGGAAAAGAAGAAUGACACCGAUGCGCUUGCACAAGCUCCAUUACUUAAUGAAGCAAAGUCUGUCAUUCCUAAAAUCAAAAUCGAUACUGCUGAUCCUAACAUCACUGCAAUCAUCUCUUCCGUCAACACUUUGAUUGAUGAAUUGAACUCCACAAAGGUUGGUGAAAAUACUCCUAAAUUGAUUGACCAGAUUCAUAUUGGCUUAGCAAAGUUAUCUUCAUCUUUUAACCCGGAGGAUGUGAAUGACGCCAUUUCUGGUAAUUUGCAAUACUUGAAGGAUAAGUUUGAGCAAGACAAAACUGCAUUGGUUCAACAGCUAACUAGCACGGCUGAGGAGACCAAAAAAGCAUUGGAAGCUAAACAUAAAGAAUCCCUUGAAAAGGAGCUUGCUGAAAUCAAAAAGACUUUGGAACUGGAAUACGAAAAUAGGUUAAAGAAGACUGAGAUUGAGUUGGUUGAAAAAUUCAAUGCAUCUGUUUCUGAAAAGAUUGAAACAGAAAGAAAUAAUAAAUUGAAGAAUCUAGAAGCGUUAGAAACAAGAAUAAAUGCAAUUGAAAACUUUGAAUUAGAACUUUCUAAGGUUGCAACCUCUUACACUACUUUCAAAGAAAUCAGAAAGACUCUUUCUAAAGUUAGAUCCCUAUUAGUUUCAAAUACUGUAUCUGAUGUACGGGGUGAAAACCUAGUUGCCGAAUUUGACAGAUUGAGAGAACUAACCGAGCCUUUAGACAACAAAUUAAUUGCCGCUACUCUGAACUCAUUACCUUCUAAUAAGGAGCUAUUGGUUAACGGCGGUGUAUUAACACAAUCUCAAAUUCUUAGUAGAUGGGAACUUUUGGUACCACAACUAAGAGCAAACUCUCUACUACCUGAAAAUCCAGGUAUUUUAGGUUAUGCGGCAUCUGCUGUUUUCUCUAAGUUCCUGUGGUCCAAGUCCGGUGUUCCAAUUAGAACCGAAGACCAACUUAUUGGUAAUGAUGUUGAGUCCGUUAUUGCGAGAGUUAAUAGUUAUUUACACAAGAACCAGUUGGACUAUGCAGUUGAAGAGGUUGCAAGUUUGAAAGGUAUUCCAAGACAACUAGCUAAUGACUGGAUAGUUGAGACAAGACGUAAGCUAGAAAUUCAAUUUUUGGUUGACUUGCUCUCAGCGGAAGUUGAUGUAUCUGCAUAA
Messenger RNA from Pichia kudriavzevii, 1779 nucleotides. RefSeq lists its product as uncharacterized. Bases 1 to 1779 code for a protein of 592 amino acids. Gene Ontology annotation, cellular component: MICOS complex. The record is from RefSeq and is a predicted model, not a curated record. Gene Ontology annotation, biological process: cristae formation. NCBI's taxonomy places the organism in Eukaryota, Fungi, Ascomycota, Pichiomycetes, Pichiales, Pichiaceae. The transcript has a single exon.